CAUUGGUCGCUGCAGAUAUGCGGAUUCCUAUUGGCUGAAUCCAGGAAAAGGGGCGGGCAAUCAUAUGCGUGCGGCGGGAGUAGCUGUGCCGGGCUCCUAGCGCCCAGCCAGUCAACCCUGGAGAGAAUCCUGUCAGAGGCCGGAAGCCCUCGAAAGUCACGUGCUCCCAGGGCUGCACGAGUGAUUGGCUGGGAAGGACAUGAAUGAUGCCGCUGUGAUUGCUGAAUCGUCUGGGAAGAGUUUGGAGUCUCUCAUAAAUGACCCUGACCUGAGCAUCUGUCUGGAGAGGACGAGGCAGGGGAGGCCUGCUUUCUCUGCAAUCCAGUGAUCACAUCCCCAUCAGGAUCCCUGCAUGCCCACUUCAGGUGUCGUCAGCAUGGAAUUCUGAAGUCCAUGUGGCUCCUCACAGUAAACAAGGUCUUAAGGAAAAUGCAGAGACGCCACAGCAGUAACACGGAUAACGGUCCACCUGAAAGAAAUCGCAGCCAAGCACUCAACCCCGAGGUGAGCGUGAAUGAAGGGGGCGUCUUUGAGAGUUUGAAGGCAGAAGCCGCCUCCCCGCCAGCGCUCUUCUCUGGCCUCUCCGGCCUCCCGACAGGCAGCCUUCCCGCCGCCCCGUUCCCAUCCAGCCUGGUGCUGGGGGCCUCUGCCAGUGGUGGGGACGUGUUCCUCCAGAUGCCAGCAUCCAGAGAGGAGGGUGGAGGCCGGGGUGAGGGCGGCACCUACCACCACCGCCAGCCCCACCACCACUUUCACCACGGAGGACACCGUGGGAGCUCGCUGCUGCAGCACGUGGGCGGGGACCACCGGGCACACGCAGAUGAAGCGGGUGAUGAGCACCCCGGCACUCCUGCCCCUGCCCUGUCCGAGCUGAAGGCUGUGGUCUGCUGGCUCCAGAAAGGCCUGCCCUUCAUCCUGAUCCUCCUGACCAAACUGUGCUUCCAGCAUAAGCUCGGCAUUGCUGUGUGCAUCGGGAUGGCCACCACUUUCGCCUACGCCAACUCCACCCUCCGAGAACAGGUCUCUCUGAAGGAGAAGAGGUCGGUGCUGGUCAUCUUGUGGAUCUUGGCCUUCCUGGCGGGGAACACCCUGUAUGUGCUCUAUACGUUCAGUUCCCAGCAGCUGUACAACAGCCUCAUAUUUCUGAAGCCCAACCUGGAGACCCUAGACUUCUUCGACCUGCUGUGGAUCGUGGGGAUCGCAGACUUUGUCCUGAAGUACAUCACUAUCGCCCUCAAGUGCCUCAUCGUGGCCCUGCCUAAGAUCAUCCUGGCUGUCAAGUCGAAGGGAAAGUUCUAUCUGGUCAUCGAGGAGUUGAGCCAGCUGUUCCGAUCGCUGGUCCCCAUCCAGCUGUGGUACAAAUACAUCAUGGGUGACGACUCCUCCAACAGCCACUUUCUGGGAGGGGUCCUGAUGAUCCUCUACAGCCUCUGCAAGUCCUUCGACAUCUGUGGCCGCGUGGGUGGAGUCAGGAAAGCCCUGAAGCUUCUGUGUACCUCGCAGAAUUACGGAGUCCGGGCCACUGGGCAGCAGUGCACAGAGGCUGGUGAUAUCUGUGCCAUCUGCCAGGCCGAGUUCCGGGAGCCUCUGAUCCUUAUGUGCCAGCACGUGUUCUGUGAGGAGUGCCUCUGCCUCUGGCUGGACCGCGAGCGCACCUGCCCGCUCUGCCGCUCCGUUGCCGUGGACACCGUGCGCUGCUGGAAGGACGGGGCCACUUCGGCACACUUCCAGGUGUACUAGCACCGACACUCCGGCACGCCCAGGGAGAUGACGGAGGGUCCAUGUGGUCGGGGCCAGCUCUGGGGACUUCCUGGGAAACAGGCCGCAAGCUCUUCGUGUCCUGCCUCCCGCC
Myotis davidii is the source of this 1852-nucleotide messenger RNA. RefSeq names its product ring finger protein, transmembrane 2 (gene RNFT2). Gene Ontology annotation, molecular function: ubiquitin protein ligase activity. Gene Ontology annotation, biological process: positive regulation of ERAD pathway. The transcript is spliced from 11 exons. NCBI's taxonomy places the organism in Eukaryota, Metazoa, Chordata, Mammalia, Chiroptera, Vespertilionidae. Bases 394 to 1740 code for a protein of 448 amino acids. The record is from RefSeq and is a predicted model, not a curated record.